UCCUACUACUUUGACCGGGACGAUGUGGCCCUGAAAAACUUUGCCAAGUACUUCCUGCAUCAGUCCCACGAGGAGCGUGAGCAUGCUGAGAAGCUGAUGAAGCUGCAGAACCAGAGGGGUGGGCGCAUCUUCCUGCAGGACAUCAAGAAACCAGACCGUGAUGAUUGGGAGAAUGGCCUGACUGCAAUGGAGUGUGCCCUGCACCUGGAGAAGAAUGUGAACCAGUCACUGCUGGAGCUGCACAAACUGGCAACUGAGAAGAAUGACCCACAUUUGUGUGACUUCAUUGAGACUCAUUACCUGGAUGAGCAGGUGAAAGCCAUCAAAGAGCUGGGUGACCAUGUGACCAACCUGCGGAAGAUGGGGGCACCAAAAUAUGGCAUGGCAGAGUACCUCUUUGACAAGCACACCCUUGGGGACAGUGACAAUAACAGCUGAAGAGCCACCCUGUGGGUUUCAGUGGGACUCCUACUUUGCUGUCCAGCCAUGCAUGCAUCUUCAGCUCUCUAGAUAAACAGUUCUUAUAUUCUGUACCAAAUAUCACCCCUAUUUUCUCUUGUGUUUUGUGUACUGCCCUCCAUCCAAUAAAGUGACUUGGUUCCA
Chaetura pelagica (chimney swift) is the source of this 603-nucleotide messenger RNA. It is a transcript of the gene FTH1, whose product is annotated as ferritin, heavy polypeptide 1. The annotation marks the transcript as partial. The transcript is spliced from 3 exons. Gene Ontology annotation, cellular component: cytoplasm. The record is from RefSeq and is a predicted model, not a curated record. Lineage: Eukaryota; Metazoa; Chordata; Aves; Apodiformes; Apodidae. Gene Ontology annotation, molecular function: ferric iron binding; ferrous iron binding. Gene Ontology annotation, biological process: iron ion transport; intracellular iron ion homeostasis.